AUGCCUAUCUGGGAUUCCCUCGGCGGUCGUAAGGAGAGCCAAGCGCCCUCCCCAUUCGACACUUCCGCCCAAGAUGCCACUUCUUUCCUCUCCGAGGUCGCCAUUCCGGAUCCCUCCAAACUCCAUCCCCUGGCUGGCUUGAACCAAGACACUCUCGACUAUCUCACCCUUGAAGACUCCGCGCUUGAUGAACUCCCAGGCUCCCGCUCAGUAUUGCCCUCUCGCGGCUGGUCUGACGAUCUUUGCUACGGUGCUGGCACCACAUAUUUGGCUGCUCUGACUCUUGGAGGCGCAUGGGGUCUCGCGGAAGGAUUAAACAAAACACCAGCCACCGCUCCUCCGAAAAUCCGUCUGAACGGCGUGUUGAACUCAAUCACCCGGCGCGGUCCGUUCCUCGGUAACUCUGCGGGUGUUGUGGCCAUGGUUUACAACGGUUUCAACUCGGGUAUCGGAUAUGUGCGAGGCAAGCAUGAUUCUGCCAACAGUGUUGUGGCCGGUGCCUUGAGUGGAAUGCUAUUCAAGAGCACGCGUGGACUGAAGCCAAUGAUGAUAUCCGGAGGUGUCGUCGCUUCAAUUGCUGGCGCUUGGGCCGUGACGAGAAAGGCCUUCUUCUAA
Messenger RNA from Penicillium macrosclerotiorum, 615 nucleotides. Its product is annotated as protein transporter TIM23. The coding region runs from base 1 to 615 and encodes 204 amino acids. The record is from RefSeq and is a predicted model, not a curated record. NCBI's taxonomy places the organism in Eukaryota, Fungi, Ascomycota, Eurotiomycetes, Eurotiales, Aspergillaceae. Gene Ontology annotation, biological process: protein import into mitochondrial matrix. The transcript is spliced from 2 exons. Gene Ontology annotation, molecular function: transmembrane protein transporter activity. Gene Ontology annotation, cellular component: TIM23 mitochondrial import inner membrane translocase complex; mitochondrial inner membrane.